This is a messenger RNA of Penaeus chinensis, 7818 nucleotides long. RefSeq names its product B-cell lymphoma/leukemia 11A-like. Gene Ontology annotation, cellular component: nucleus. Lineage: Eukaryota; Metazoa; Arthropoda; Malacostraca; Decapoda; Penaeidae. Gene Ontology annotation, biological process: regulation of transcription by RNA polymerase II. The record is from RefSeq and is a predicted model, not a curated record. Gene Ontology annotation, molecular function: RNA polymerase II cis-regulatory region sequence-specific DNA binding; DNA-binding transcription factor activity.
UUUGGUUUUAUCUUUUGGUUUGUGACCAGUGAAGUUCUCUCUCCCUCCUGAAGAAAGGGAGAGAUUUUGAAGCAAGGAAAAAAAAGGGGAAAGAAAAUCAUAAGGAAAGAGAGAGGAAAAAAUAGUGUUCUCUCCGAAGGAGGUGAUAGACGAAGGAGUUGAAGAAAGUAAGAGAAAAAGGAAAAAGGAAAUCAUAAAACAAGAACUACCCAAAUAAACAAAAAAACAAACAGCCCCCCUUCACCCCACCCCCCCUUCAAACGCAAAGUAAAACACACAAACCAAAACAAAAAACCGGGGACAUAAGCGAGUGUGUUUGGUCGGGCAUGUUAUCAGAAGUACAGCCGUGUUACAGCCUGCCUCCUGUAUGAAACUCCGAAACCCUGACUCGCAGAAGAUGGAAGUACUGUAUCCGGGAAACCUAGCUCUCUUGAGCAUGUUCCUCAAGAAUCCUGACAACGAGAAAGAUGAAAUUAAGAAAGAUGAAAGAAAGAAAGGGAACCUGCGCGAUACGUGUGCGGGACGUGCGGCGCCGUGCUAGGCUCCGCGUGGUCGCUCGUGCAGCACGUGCAGUCCUCGCACGGCAUCAUCAUCUACCAGGAGGCGCCCGGGGCCACCCCCCUGUCCACGCCCUCGACGCCCCCGGGCCUUCCGCGCCCGUCGCACUCGUCCCCGCUGGCGUCCGUGUCGUCCACCGCCCCCACGGCGUCCGCGCCCCACCCGCCGCCCCUGCAGCUGCUGGACCCCGCCAAGGUGGACCUGACCAAGGUGGACAUCACCAAGGUGGACCUGUCCAAGGUCGACCUCAGCAAGAUCGUCCCGCCCGUCACUUCGGGCGCCACGCCUCUGCCGCCUCACCCGCCCGUGACGGCGCCCCUCCUCGACCCGACACAUCCGUUCAACCUGCUGCGGAUGCCUCUCGGAGACGCCCGCGCGCCCUUCCCCCCCGGACUCGCUCCGCCCUUCGUGCGGCCGGGCCACGACUUCCGCAUGGACCAGCUCCUGCAGGAAGGUCUCCGUCUCAAUCCCGGUCUGUUGCCGCCGCACUUCGAACGGCCGCCCUUUCUUGACCCCGGGCUGGGUGCACCCCGCCAUACGGCGCCCACGCCCCUAACUGCUGGCGGAGACCCCAACCUUGAUUUCUACUCACAGCGACUACGGCAGCUGGCGGGCACGACCAGCCCCACCAGCUCCACCUCACCGCGGAAGCCCUUGCCAACGCCUCCUCCCCCGCCCUUCUCCUCCCCCAACGCCCCCACUCCCUCCAGCCUGGCGCCCUCACAGACGCCCACCUCCACCCGAUGCGAGGCCCUCGCGCAGCAGCACGAGAGGCGCUUCAAGUGCUCCACGUGCUGCAAGUGCUUCCGGUGGGAGAGCAACCUAGCCAUCCACCAGCGCUUGCACACGGGCGAGAAGGACAUCCGCUGCCCGAGAUGCCCGGAGGCGCUGCCGACACCGCAGAAGCUCCGCAUGCACAUGAAGGCCCACAGGAAGAACUGCAACACCGAGAGCACAUCGCCCGACUCCUCGCGCCCUCAAACCGAAGACGACGUCGACGACGAGGAGGAGGAAGAGGAGGAAGAGGAGGAGGAGGACGAGGAGUUGGACGAUGAGGAGGACAACCCCUCCGUGUGCGACAGCAAUGACGAGGACGACGACAUUGUGGAGGAGGAGGCCGAGGACGACGAGCCGGAGGACCUGUCGACCACGUCCAAAUCCACGGGCUCGGCGCCCGCCCCGCAGAGCGUCUCCUCCAGCACCACAGACAGCAACCACAAGUCCAGAGCCGACCAGCAGAAGUCCGUGGUCGGGGAGCUCAUGGACAAGUUCGGGCUGGCCAACAUCUCGGCGUACAGCGAGGCCUACCAUCAGGCCCUGAAGGAGUCGGGCCGCCUCCCGCCGCCGCACAUCGGCAAGGACGGCGAGAAGAUCCACACCAACGGCAUGGAGAAGCUCAAGCUACGAGAUGACCUGACCAAGGGCCUGAUGGGCACGCAGCCCUCGCUCGACCUCGCCCACCAGACGCUGCUGGGCGCCUUCGACAACCCGUACGAGGCCCAGAAGCGGCUGGCAGCCGCGCAGAGGGACAGCAGCCUGUACGCAGGCCUGUGGCUCCCCAACCUGGCUGGCACCGGCACCACCCACAGGGACCUGUUCCCGGGGCUCCCGCCCUCAGAGGGGAACUUCUUGCAGCGGAAGAUCCUCGACGGCGGCGUAAAGGGCGGCGAGCUGUCCCUCGCGAAGCCGGGCACGAGCUCGGCGCCCAAUACGCCCAUCUCGCUGGUGCCGCCGUCGAAGAAGGAGAAGCGGAACGACACGUGCGAGUUCUGCGGCAAGGUAUUCAAGAACUGCUCCAACCUGACGGUGCACCGGCGGUCCCACACCGGCGAGAAGCCCUACAAGUGCGACCUGUGCAGCUACGCCUGCGCGCAGAGCUCCAAGCUGACCCGGCACAUGAAGACGCACGGCCGCAUCGGCAAGGACGUCUACCGCUGCCGCUUCUGCGACAUGCCCUUCAGCGUGGCCUCCACGCUGGAGAAGCACAUGCGCAAGUGCGUCGUCAACCAGAACAAGAAGGGGCUGUUCCCGCCGCUGUCCGGCUCGCACGACGGCCUCGACUCGUACAAGGGCCUGCACUUCACGCCCGUCAUCAGCGACGACUCGUCCAAGUCGGGCGGCCUCUUCUCGCCGCACUUCACGGCCGCCGCCGCCGCCAACACCUCCAACGACGACACCGGCGACUCCUCCAACUUGUCGGGCCCCGGGUCUUGAGAUUGGGCCCCCGUGGUAGCGCCCCCUUUGCCGCCGCCAGGGACCCAGGGGCUCACCCCCCCGACUCUGGGCUUCUCCAGAGCGGCUACUCACCCGUGGGUGACUUCGGGCCGCCCACCGCCGCCACUCUUACUUAGGGGAGUGUCUGGCCCUCUGGCCCCGACGGCGCCGCCCUGGCCCUCGCCCGUGGUGGCACGCGCCCCUCUGACGCCCUCGCGAGCCCCUGCCCCGCCCACGUGACCACCGGGGGGGGCGGCAGGGCGGGUGGUGUAGCCCGCACAUUCCCACACCUCGCGUCACCUGACUUCCCAGUGAGCGGCGCCCCUCCCGCCCACGCGGACUUGGGCGCCUCAACAAGCUAGUCCUCUGUGUUGUGCAACGGUAACAGCAGCAGCAGCAGCAGCAGCCAGGAGGGCAGCACGCGGACACUCAGCCUAUUGUUCCUAUUGAUGUUAUGUGUUGUGUAUUGUAUGUUGUCCUAACUUACCUGGUCACAACGGCGGUUCAUGGCGGCGCCGCGGCCCGAGUGCCACGGUGCCAAGUUCGCCGCGAGAGGGCCGCACAGCCGGGCCGCACAGCCGGGCCGCAUCUCCCGGACACAGGGAGAGGAAAGGAAGCCGCAGACACCGAGACACGCCUCAAGACCAUCCAGAAUGCAAAUGUUCUUUUUCGAAUCUUAUUUUUGACUCUUUGAUCAUUAUUUUAUCCCUUCGCUAAUUUAUUAUUAUUAUUAUUAUUAUUAUUAUUAUUAUUAUUAUUAUUAUUAUCAUUGUCAUUGUUAAUCUAUUCUUAGCUCAAUCUCUAUAGUAUGAUUCAUGACUUUCUCCUCGGGAAUAGAUUUAUUUAGAUUUUUUUUCCACACCACUUUUUAAAAAAAGAAGAAAAAAAAAAGAAAAAAAAAGUUCUCUCCUCUUUUCCUUCUUAUUUCAUUCGGUACAAGUUAUCAAAUCUAUCUUCCGUUUCUUCUAUAUUUUUUAUAAUCAGAUUUGUUAUCUUGAUAUGUAAAUGUUUAUGUCAGAGGAGUGUUUUUUUUUUUUUUUUUUUUUUUUUGUUAAGAAAGGUGGUUAAAAAAAAAACUUUGUAAAAUAUAUAUAUAUGAUUAAUAAUGAUAGUUACAAGAAAACAAAAAAACAAAACGAUUAGUUAUUUGGUGCAGAGAUGGAUUUGAAAAAAAUGUCGAUUACCCACCUCAGGGACGCUCACUGACGUAGAGGAAAUGGAAGAAGUGAAUAAAGAAGAAGAGAGAGAAAAACAAAAAAAAAAAAAACAGCAAGAAGGAAAUGUUGUUAUCGAUUUUUCUUUUUCUCUCUCUCUCUCUAUUCUUUAUCGGGGGAUUUUUUAUUUAGAAAUGUAUUCAAAUGUUAUUGAAAAUAUUUGCCUUUUUUUUUUCUUGAUUUGAUUAAUAGUUAGAUUUGCUUUUUUUUCAUUUAAAUCGUUGAUUACGUAACUUGAUAUACGGAAAUGGAUAAUUGUGACUUUAAUUAAUUAUUUUGCUAAAUUGAUCGUUCUCUGAUUUUCUUUUUUUUAAGGGAAGAAAAUGAAAAUAUUUUUAAAAUUAGUUUUUUUUUAACCGAGCGAUAGAAAAUUGCACUUAAGGAAAGGAGAGAUAGGAAGAAAAAAAAAAUAUUUUGAAGAGAAAAAAAGCAAUUUAUGUCUAGUACCUGUAAAAGAUUUUCCAAAAAAAGCAUGGGGAAAUGCAUCUUAAUUUGCGAUGAUCUUCUGUUCUCUCAUUUACUCUUUCUAUCUCAAGUUCUAUUCAAGAAACGAAGUCUCUGUACGCGACAAACCGACGCUGGUCACUUCAGUAUUAUCUCUGUAUUCGUUCUGUUUACAUUCUAGUUUUUUGUUCGCGUUUUCUCAGUCAACUUUCAUCCCACCCGCGAUGACGUCACAGCUGCCUCAGCCGUGACGUCAUAACCGCCUCAGCCGUGACGUCACGUUGAUGCACCGAGCAUGUUAUUCUCAUUUGUAAAUUUUUUUGUUUUGCUCUUUCUUUUUCUAUUUAUCUUUCGUGGCUACAUUCCUUUUUUUUUCUUUCUUUCUUUCUUUCUUUGUUUUGUUAUUAUUGUUCAUUCGCGUUCCGUGGCAUCAGAUAUAAUUUGUUAUUUGCAGUUCAUUUGUUAAUCUUUUCUCAUCCGUUUACGAAUUCUGUGAUUUAAAAACAUAUAAAAGUUAAAAAUCAUAUAAAAAUAAUAGAUAGCAAGUGCCAUACGGUCGAUAAUAGAUUUAGCCUUAUUUCCAUUUCACAUUUUUUCUUUUUUAAUGAUUAUGGUAAUAAUAAAAUAACUACAAACUUCAUUAGCGAUAAUAAUAAUGAUAAUUGCUUCUAUCACCCCCACAUUUUCUUCACUACAAAGCAUUAUUAGUGUCCUGGGCUUUAAUUACCAAUUAUUUAAUUAAAUGUAGGCAGUAGGCCUACUUUUAUAAACCAAAGAUUUUUAGACUAAGAUGCAACACCGUUACAUAUAUAUGUAUAUUUCGUCCCCCCCCCCCUCUCCCCGUUUUUUUUUACAUUUUUUUUUCUCAUCUUCGUCAUCUUUUUUUUUAUUUUUCGUAUUUGUUUCCUACCUUUUUAUUUUAAUUUUGUUUUUUCUCUUCGUUUUGACUUAUACUAUUAGGCGGGUUGCAUUUUGGAAGAGUUUCUCGAAACACUGUAAAUAUUGUAUAUAAGAUAGUUUAUAUUUGUAUAUGUACUGAUAGAUUAUAAACUGAUAUUGAACCUUUAAUCCCUAAUUUGUACAAUCACGAACAUUAAGAGAGAAAAAAAAAACAAUUUAAAAAAUAUGAAGAAUCUCUGCACCAAAUAACAAUAUGAUUUUUUUUAUUAUUAUUGUUAUAUCAAGUGAUUUAGGGAGAACGUCAGUUUUCAUUUCGUUCAGUAUUGUAUUAUUUUGUUCUAAGGUGUUCUAAAGUGUUAUUUUUUUUUGUUCUAUUUGUGUUUACAUUGAUCUAUGGACGUGAUGUGAAGUGGCCAGAACUCUACCCCCCCCCCCCCUUUUGAAAAAGUGUAUAUUGAUGUUGAUGUGAAGUGAUGUGAAAGAGAGACAAGAGAAAUAGUGAGAGAAAGAAACAGAAAAAGAAAAUUUGGUCUAAUAUGUGAAGGAAAAUAGAUCCCACAUCGAGGUUUUCUUUCUGUUAUGUUGUAUUAAAAGGAGAAAAUUGUGAAAUGAGAGACAUUAGUCAUCAUGCGAUUUUAUUUUCUGAAAAAUCAAAAUAAGAUGAAAAAAUCACAUACGUAAGACCAAGAUGUAUGUCAAAGCUAUUGUUCAAUAACCUCACCAAUAUUCAAAUCUAUCACCUUCAUCAUCAAUCAUCACUAUUUGUGCGGCAGGAAAAGCGGAAAGAGAGAAAGAGGAAAAAAGGAGAGAAAAUUUCCCCAUUCUCCUAUAAUAAACUAUCUCCCGGCGCCAGUGCGUGCAAGCGACGGCGUUCUUGCAUGCGUUGUUGUGAGUGACGGCGUUCUUGUAAGCAAAAUCGUGAAUCCGAACGAAGCCAGUUGACCAGAAAGGUUUAAGCGACAGGGUAUUUGCUGAGUCAAGCGUGCUGCCGAUACAAAAUGUUUCUAAUUUAUAUAUAUAAAUAUAUUUUCAUCUCUCCCCCUCCAUUUUUUUUUUUUUUUUCGUUUUUUUGUUGGACUUGUUCGGGUGGAUACACACUGUAGGUUAGAUUUAGAAUGGUUGAGUAAAAAAAAAACAAAGAUAAUAUAUAUAAAUAUAUAUGUAACAUGAUGCAGGGAAAUGAUAAUGAUAUUUAAAAAAAACAAAAAAAAACACUGAAAAUGAAAGUUAACUCCCUCCUUUUCUUUCAUUUAUGAUUUAGGUAUAAUAAUUUAUAUAUGUAUACAAUAAGAACGUAACCCAUUUUGUGAACGGCAUUGCUGAUGUAAAAAAAAGAAAACAAAAAAAAUGUCGUCUGGGUCGUUCAGGCAAUCAUUCAAGCUGGAGGGAAAAACCUUAAAGUGUUCAACUUAACCAUUCAACCAUGUUCAAGGGUGUAGUUCACAAUGAACGAGAUCGGAUAACUGCCGACACAGGUUUUAGACAUAACAAAUUAUACAUACACACGACACAGGUGUAGAUUAGUUAAAAUAGACAAAUCCAUGAUAAGAAAACGUACAUACAGACACAUGAACAGAUCGCUGCUCGCUGUUUCCCUGCUCAUUCGAGGCUGAGAGAAAGAGAGAACGAAAGGAUGUGAGAGAGAGAGAGAGAGAAUUGCUGUGUGACAUCAUGUUCCAUAUUCUUGAAUUGGGGGAAAAAAUAAAUCCCGUUGUUAAUUGUAUGCACAGUUUUUAUUGUAAUUAAGGUAGUACUGAAAUGAUCUUACUUGUAAAAAAAAAAAACUGACUGUCACUGAUUUUUAUUAAUGUUGUUUACAGUCAUUGUGAAGCAGACCUCCUUCUUAGUGUGUUUAGAAGUGACUGAGGAAUCCCUUUGGCUUUACUUUACACGUGACCAAUAAACGCUUGUACCUGCUAUGGACGAUACGUGAACCUGUAGGGGAAAAGGGUGGGAUCCUACUAGAUGGUCUUCGAUCCCCUUUGUUCUCAUCCUCCUCCUCCUCCUCCUCCUCCUCCUCCUCCUGCUCCUCCUCCUCCGCCUCCACCCUCAAACCUCCCCCUUAUUCAUCCUUCCCAUCUCCCAUUUGAUGGCGCUGGAGGAAAAAAAAAAAGGUUCAAAAUCUUUAGAGAAAGAGAGAGAGAGAGCGAGAAUAUGAGUGAGUGAGAGAGAGAAAGAUAAAUUUUUUUUUUUGCAGGCCAUUGCGAGAGUAAAUGCCCAUGAAGUUUCUACAGCUCAGACAAACCCGCGUGUAAAGAUGCUUUUUAUUGAUGGUGCAAACUUAUGUAGGAUUCAAUCAUGUACAGUCCCUCAAAUCCUCUACUGGCGAUAGUCACUUGUCUCCUUAUACGAUCCAACUCUACUACUAAACCUGACAAGCGGUGGAGGACUGUGCACUUUAUACUCUCAUCUAUUUAUUAGAAUACAAUUGGCGUGAAAAGAAUCUUUGUACAUGUAGAGUUGAAUAAAUGUAUUUAUCUUCGUCAAA